CAUGGAUGCGAAUACUUGAUGUAAUACCAUGGUCAUACCUAUUUGGAAUGACUUAGUAUCGCCUCUACAUCUCAAGCUUGCAUUUUUUUCAGCAUCUCUUCUUUAACUGAUACAACUCAACAAACAUUAAAGACUAUCAACUUCCGCACCAACACUGGGGCGACAGUCGACAUCAAUCUCAGCAAUACAGGGACUACAGGAACAUGUCGCCUAAAGCAACCCAACGGCCUAGAGGUGGACCUAGCCACCCUCAAUGUGGUGGGGGUCACAGUUCAGCCGAGCAGCAAGUUUGUGUCUUGCCGCGUCACCAUUGGGCCAAUGACAGCGGCGCUUCUUGGCAGUUGGGAGCUGAUUGAGAACUCGGGACUUACUUCUCGAAUUCAACCUGCUACUAUCGCUUGGGCUGAUACCUCAAAUCCAUCAGCGGUAGCGCGACAAAGAGCCUUAAGUGGCGAACAACACUACAAAGUAGACAUCGGUGGUUCAAUCGUCGCCAACCUUCGCCGAGAGACCGGUACCUUCGAAGGUUGCUUCAUCACAGCCCCCGAUGGCACCACCAUGCCCUUGUCGGAAACCACUGACUAUCCAGGCAUAGCGUGGACUUCUAGAUCUAACUCCGUGAACAUUUGUAAUGUACAACUGGGGCCCAUUGAUGCAGAUAUGGUCGGGACAUGGAUGAUGAGGGGCUGGUUCAUCCAUAACGGGCUUUUAAUCGAGGCGCAACAACCUGUAGUUGUUCACGAAGAAGAUGGGAUCGAGCAUUUACCCGCAUUGGAAUAUCUGACCCACACUGGCCAAACUUACGACAUCAGCUUGAACCGAACAGUCAACCUCGCCACUUGCAUUUUAAUCGACCCUGCUGGCUCAGAACACACCCUUAGUACCGCCUCCACCAUCCCAGGAGUCGCCGUCUACAACGCCGACCAAUACGUCAUCUGCCGCGUGCGUAUAGGACCCAUGGAACAGAGUUUGAUAGGGGAAUGGACGUUGGUUCAGCAAAACACUGACGGCACGAAGCGUCGACAGAAUGCAGUUUUUCAAUGGGCUAAUCCUUCUAACCCAGAUGAAGAGUCCUGGUUUGUGAUCAACGAUGUUCCAAGCCGGCGUCAGAACAUUGCCCCGUAUUCGACAAUGGACGAGCAUAGGAGCCACAGUCGAUAUAAACUUGAACCAAACUGGAGUGGCAUCCACUUGCCGACUCCAGAUCCAGCGCAUUCCGACAGGGAUGCAAGACAACUGAUAAUUGCCCCCGAGUUAACACUACCCACCGACCUUGAAGGUACAGUAGAAGCGGGCGUCAGUCGAGAAAUGGGUACUUUUGAAGGUUGUUUCCUCACUAUCCCAGACGGCACCGUGAUCCCGAUAAUGUACAACACCUUCUACCCUGGAAUAAAGCUUGGCCAACCUUCUAGAAUUAUGAGUUGUACUGUUGAGAUCGGACCUGUGACUGCUAAGUAA
Molecule: messenger RNA, 1458 nt
Organism: Leguminivora glycinivorella
Lineage: Eukaryota; Metazoa; Arthropoda; Insecta; Lepidoptera; Tortricidae
Exons: 7
Coding region: 319-1458 (379 amino acids)
Source: RefSeq, a predicted model, not a curated record